This is a messenger RNA of Dermacentor silvarum, 4206 nucleotides long. RefSeq names its product serine/threonine-protein phosphatase 4 regulatory subunit 4. Bases 412 to 2412 code for a protein of 666 amino acids. Gene Ontology annotation, cellular component: cytosol; protein serine/threonine phosphatase complex. The record is from RefSeq and is a predicted model, not a curated record. The transcript is spliced from 19 exons. Gene Ontology annotation, molecular function: protein phosphatase regulator activity. Lineage: Eukaryota; Metazoa; Arthropoda; Arachnida; Ixodida; Ixodidae.
UCCUAUCAUCAUCGUCGUCUUGUUUCUUGUUUUUGCACGUGUUGCCCUCGCAGAUGUUUUGAUUUUGCAGUUAAGAGCUGGGGGCACCGACGAAUCGCGACUUUGAGGGUUCGUCCUUGGGAGUACCUUCCGCCUCACCUAGCACUACGGGAAACGAAACAAAUGAAAGAACGUUUGCGAUUCUCCGCUUCAGUGGAUAUUGUGUGGUGCUAACGACGAGGCUCCGAACACGGGGAAAUGCCUACUCGUUCGCGUAGCGCGCUGACUGCGCUGUGGCCGCGCGGUCCAGCCUUGCACGACGUCGCUUCAGGAUGCUCUUGACAACUAGCGCAGCUGAAGCGGGCGAUCGACUGUUGUGUUGUUGAUGAGCUCGUCGCCCGGGCCCCUCUAUGAAGAGUGCUAAUUUGGGCCAUGGUGCCAGCGAACGUCUCGGAGCCUCGCGAGAUGACUUGCCCGUCGCCGCCUUUGAUGCCGGCUGAGGACGGUUGCAGAUGCCCUAAUGAGCAUGGAGCACAGCCAACCUUGCAGCCACCACCACAGGAAGGCAAGUCACUGGUUCGACUCUUCGAUGGUGGCACGUUGGUAUCCCAGUCCUUCGCACAGUCACUUCUACAGAGCAUCCUAUCCAGCGUAGAGAGCAGAGACCCUGUGGUGGCGACUGCCUGGGCCGACACGCUGCUGGAUGUUCUCGAGCUACUACCGAGAGCCACAAUAUCGCAGCAGGUAUUGCCAGUGGCGGUGCAGAAGGGCCAGGUGUCCCAGUCACCCCUGUCCCGCCUCGUAUCUUGCCGUCUGUUGGGUGCAGUGGCUGCACUGCUGGAGCCAGUUGUGGUGCAGAAGGAGCUGCUGCCACUGGCAGAGUCCCUCUGCCGGGACCCUGAUCCGGACGUUCGGGCCAGCAUGUGUUGUCAGCUGGGUACUCUCACUCGGUCUGUCGGGCUGGGAAUGACAAAGCAGUACCUGCUGCCUUGUCUGGUAGAGCUGUCCAGUGAUGCAGACAGUGCAGUUCGGCGUGCAGCGUUGGAGGCUACCGUCACUAUGCUGGGCCUGCUGGAUGACGUGCCGUGCCGGGACAAUCUGGUGUCGCUGGUUCUCCGGUGGAGGCGGCGUUCCGCCGGCGAACUGGCUUUCCUGGCUACGCAAUUCGGACCCCUCUGCCGUCUGCCAACAGGAAUUGUGGAGAAGGAUGGCUGGCUUGUGGAGCUCUACCGAGAGUUGUCGACCGCCGGAUUGUGUGUAUCCAAGAGCAGUCCAGACAGAAUGCCCACUUCGCAAGCUGCCGGCACCCGUUGUCGAAGGACUUGCGCCCACUUCUUUCCUGACCUGGUGCAGUUUGUUACUGCAGAAUCAUUCGAGGCGGUGCUACUACCAGUGUGGCAGAGAUUGUGUGCAGACCCAGACUCGUCGGUGCGCUCUGUCAUAGCUGGUGCGGUCAUUCAGGUGGUGAACACAAUAAAGGGCCACGGCAUUAUAGGAUGGCCACGCCUCUUGCUGCCCGAGACUUGCAAGCUGCUCACGGAGGGUCUCCUGGCAGAGAGUCUGUCGGCCCUGGUGCAGGCCCUGUCAGAAUCUCGUGACCGCUGUUGUCCCGGCUGUUGUGGCUGUGACAGGUGUUGCACGGAGGAACAGCUUGUGGAGCUGGUUUCUGCUUCGGAGGCUUGCAUUGCACGAGUGGGCCUCAAGUGGCGUCGUGAGGUGGCUAUCUGGAGCGGGCUCGGUUGCCUCACUGGUCCACUGCUUCAGACUUCCCUAAAAGAACGGAUCACUCGGCACCUGCUCCAGCGGACUCAGGCUUCCGGACCGCUACCAUGUCGACUGGCCGCUGUCCAGAGUCUGGUGGCUUUCCUGCGGUGCGGCACCAGCGGUCGAGAGCAACUCCUCACAGACAUUACUCGAGACUUGGCGGAAGGGCGGAGCUGUCGCAGUCGACUCAUGUUUGUGCAUCUCUGCGCCCAUGUCCAGGACAGUAGACUACUAGCGCAGUGGCAGCUGUUGCAACACCUGCACCGACUGGCUGCCGAGGAUUCGGUGGAGAGCAUACGACGUCAGGCAGGUCGCUGCCUGGAGCAACUGGAACCUCGAUCAACGGCAGAGCAGCAGUCAAAGACCUCGAAGCCUCACCCAGCCAGCACUAGGAGGCUCAAGGCCAUGGCUCUCUGCGUUCUCAAGGGUUCUUCAUUGGAGCAUCAUUCCUCUUCAAAAGUACCAGUGAGUGCACGACAUUGGCCAACGGGCUUAACAGAAAAACAAGAAAAUCGCUCGUCAUCACAGGUGCACAAAGUAAGUGCGAUGCAGUCUCCAGGAAGACCGGCUGAGAGAAGUCCAACUCCUAGCCGUAUUCCAGUUCUAGAACCUGCUUACAGGUGCAGGAGACAACCUACAGAGCCCGUUGGCAAACAGCUUCCAGACUGAACCCAGGAACUCAGAACACAAGUUGUCCUGCAUGCGCCUUUGCAGCCUUGUUCCAGAUGGCUACACAUUGUGCCGUACUUGGAUUUGCUGAAAAGAAGACUUCCCACAAGUGCUAGUGGCCUGUUCAACCAUCACAUUUCAUAGGGCAGUUGGUGGAUAAUGGUUGUACACAGGUUGACAGGUAGUGAUGGUGAAACAAAAUGUAUCCUUAUUGAGCAAACUUGCAUCACCGUCGUCACCUGUUGGCCUGUCUGCAACUGUCAUGUUCACCAGUCGUUUUGUUCAAGGUGGCACUACGACAAUAGUGAACUUGUGUUCGCUGAAGAAGCAGCAUAACUCGGUGACAGCAUGGUUACUGGCUGUAAGACUGAACGGCCCAAGUCACGGUCAGGUGCAGGAUCACAGAGCAUCCCGGAUCAACCAGUGGCGACCGCAAGAAUCUUCGAAGUGACUACAUACAUCACAUACAAUUUGAUAAGGCAGGUCUUCCAUUGUAGGAGUGGCCACAACAAUCGUGACUUAGGAAUGAUGAGUGCGCUGAAUGAAUAUCACACAAGAGCAAUACAGAUAGCAAAGGAAAGAAAAGUUCAAAGGAACAACACAUAGUGCUGUCAUCAUCAAAUGCAUUGAUGGAAGGCAUGGAACUGUGUGUCAUGCACAGCUCGGAAGAAGUGGAGGACACUACUUGGGUAUAGUAUUUUAUUCUGCUGUCCACUCAGUCAUGCUCUUGUGACAUUGUGAUGGGUGCAAGCUACUGCAAUCAUGACCUGUGGUAUGCAUGACCUGAACAACAUAUUUAAUUGAUGACAGCUGGAAACAAGAUUGUUGGUUGUUGAAUCCCAGUGAUAAAAUCUGUCUAUUUAUGUGUGUCAUAGUACAUUCCGCAGCAGUCAGCGGUGCUCACAUAGACUCGAAAAUGUGCAAAUUGCUUGUGCCACAUGUACAAUCUGGUUACACAGGUCUUUCUCGCUGCCAUAUUGGCAACUACAUUUGUGAAGUUUUGGACACUGCAGACAUGGAGAGUGACGUCACAACAAUGAUAGUUCUGUCAGAAUGAUCAUUGGAAAAAAAGUAAAACAGUGGCAGUAUUGCUCUUUGUUGACACCUGGUGAAUACCUGGCAAUGCAGAACGUUCUGUCUUGCAAAAUCAAUGCCGAGAGUGUUCGAUCAAAAGUGCAGCCUCACGUAACCAGUUUUGGUGCACUAAUCCUUGACUUCAGGCUCCACGUUCAUAAGGAAAUCUGAUUACAAGCAUGUACACAAGUGCCACCUGUGUUAGAGAGGAUAUUCUAAACUUUCUGUGUCGCUUAUCUGUGCAAUAGAGCGAUGCAGAAGUGAUCUUGUACACACAUUGCUGCAAUUUGUUGGGUCAUACUUGCAUUGUCACGAGAAAGCCCAGUUGCGUGCGCUUAUUGAAGAGACCGCAGUUUUAGCCAACGCUGUGUGUGUUUGUGUUUGCAAGAAUUUGUGAAGUCUUGUUUAGCUGCCUACACCAAUGCAAGCAGUGGCGUGUGUUGAAAUGUUUAAUUGCAUUGUUCACAUGUUCUGGCAUAUUUUUAUGAGACAUGGUAUUGUGGAGUACAGUGCUAAAUUUCGCAGUUUUAAUAGGAAGGGUCCUCACUUUUUUGAGAACCUUACUCGCUAUCUCAGUUUCAUCAGUUGCUAAAAUUGCAGUUCAUGAUAAGAAACCCCUGUGAAAGUUUAAAAUUUUAGUAAAGUAGAGAGCACGAAGGAGCAUCACAUCACUAAUCCCCUUCGUCUAGAAAUCUAGAGCUAGAAUGAGUAAAUGUUGUC